UUUAUUUAUUUAUUUUUUGCACAACAAUAUCCGGGUGACGGCGCUACCGCCAAUUAGCUACUACUUCCUCUGGAGUCGUUGAGUACAACAUGUUCUCACUCCCAACUCGUCACAUAUUGAAGCUUGGUCAGGAUCCCUUUGUCGUCAUGUUUUAACUCACUGGGUACCCCUUUGUCGUCAUGUUUUAACUCACUGGGUACCCCUUUGGCGUCAUGUUUUAACUUGCAGGGAUUCUCAUAGACUUCUGACCGGAACCGGCGGCGUUGACAUUUGACCUGCAGGAAAGCAGACCGCAGUGUGUACGGGACUCGAGACUAUGAUAAAUAGGAAUAAAAAAGAAAAGGCUGCAAUUAGUCACGGCAGGGCGAGUCGAUUGGCGUCCCCCAGGUCAUAUUUAACGGAUUUUUUAUUUUAAAAACCACUCGUUGCCUGAUAUCAAAGUGCGUCUGUGAAACAGGUUCAGCGGUGACUUUAACAACGCUCCAGCGAGCAACAGCAGUAGUGUAUUCCUCGUAAUGCUGGUGUGUUUGUCGAGGCUUCUUGAUGAUGAUAAACAUAUUUAAUGUGGUGUGAUUAUGUUUGGUUAAUCAGUGAUUAAUCAGCGCAAUGCGAUGCAAUCAACCUAUUAUUUAUUUAUCUAUUUAUUUAUUUAUGUAUUUGUUGGUUUGUUUGAUUGAUUGAUUGAUUAUUUAUUAUUUAUUAUUUUUAUUUAUUUAUUAAUAAGUCAAUCAAUCAGUGGUGCUGACGUCAUUGUAAGGCGCGAUCCCAAGGUCCACUGCGAUUUCCCGCUUGGUAAGUAGACCAGUUAAUUAAUACAGAUGGGAACACUCCUUAAAUUUAUGGUACAAAAACUGUAUAAUCAGGUCAAAAAGUUGUGUUUAGACCCUUAAGAAUUGCAAGGUAGCAGUUUCGUGAUGCAGUAAAUGACAGCAGAUAUUAUAAAAAUAUAACGUGCUGCACCAAAUGUGUAGUCGGCUAGCUUAAGUUAGCUAAUGAUUAAAUUCAAGCUUGUUUAUUUUUUUUCACAUAUAAUCAUGCAGGAUAAUAUCAUAGGAGAUUGUAUGAUUUGUAAUUAUGAUGUGUGUUCAGUUACCCAUAUUACAGUAAGUUAGCUCGAUCACAACAUUAUAGCCAUUUAUAAAUGUUCAGAUGAAGAACAGUGUUGCCAGAUUGGUGUGUUUUCCAGUAACUGAUCAAAAUCCACACAAAAUUAUAUAGUAAACACACAAAUCUUACCAAUAAUAAACUAUACAAAUUAAUUCAUAACUACAACAAUAACAUUUGCUCAUCAAAUGGCAUAAUAAAGCAAAUUAAGUGUUCUCUCAUUUUCCAUGUCUGUCAUUUGCCUUAAAGAAAUAAAAGAGUACAACAGAAAUAUCAAAAUGCCACCCGUCCAAGCCCAUUUUAUUCCACGUAGUACAACUCAAAACUGCCCAAUCUGCCAACACUGACGAAGAAAAUAUUGGUAAAAAUGUAAGGAGUUCAAUAUUUUUUUUCCCUCUCUUAUCAGGUCCUUCAAAUUUGCCAGCUUCCAACAUUCUCCUUUAUUUUAACCUCCCUCCACACACACACACACACACACACACACACACACACACACAAACCAAAGGCACUUUUAAGAGCCACGUCUGUCUUGUUAACCUGUACUUGUCUCUCUGUAGCUCGCUCUGUCUCUUUCUCUAUUUACAUUGUUCUAUCUGUCCAUCUUUCUGUUUCUCUCAAUAGGUCCUACAAAAACUAUAUUUUAACACAUUGUCUGUUUUUUUGUUUUUGUGUAUAUUUCUUCUUUAUAUGUCUUGUCAAGUUAUGACGAGGCCCAAAUUCCGGCCCUGCCCAUCUUGCCAGACUCCUAAUCAGGCAAGCAGGAAAAGUUGUUAUGUCUGCUUUGGAAGUCUGUCCACUAAACAAAAAAUAAAUGACAAAGUGGUGUCACUGGAUAGCCAGUGGGGGCAAUCUGUCAAGAAAAGCAGAAAUGUUGGGCGCAUAAUUGAUUCUGCCCGUAUUGCAGUAAGUAAAUUGCUAAUUUUUCAUAAGUGUUAUUUGAAGUGUAACUGAAAGCCCAUGUUUGUCACAUAGUAAAUAUCAUAGACUGCUGUUUGCAGUAUGAUGUGGCCUUUAUAAACUUAGUCUUAUGUCAUACAAGGAAGACUCUUUGUCUUUAAAUUGUGUUCAAGAGAAACAAUAAGUUGUGUUCUCUGUCAAAUAAUGAGUCAGUCAUGUUGGCAAUGGUAGAAACUGAAAGAGUACCUCUGGCCUUAUCUGAAAUUGAACUUUGAUUGUAUUAAAUUUAAUCUUUUUUUUUUUUUAAGUCCAUUAAAUGACCUUAAAAUAAAAUUGCUUUAUACAGUACUAAUGUAUCUAAUAAUUCAGUGGGUUUAACUAAUGUGUAGUAACUGCAUUUGGUCAUUUCAGGUGCGGAAACUUGAGGCAGUGGGUUACAAGCCCAUUUUAUUUAUUGGAAAACAAAAUAAAAAGGUUUCAAAUAAGUGGGUUGCAGACAUAAUUACCCAUCUGCACCCCACUCCUGUCACAAGACAUUUUUUGGAGAAGAUGCGAAGGGCUUAUGAAUUUAUCUUGACUAAGGGUAAGUCAGGAGCAGCGCAGUGGUUCCAUUCUGGAGCCGGAGAGCCUCGCCGUGGAGCAGCCGGAGAAUCUCACAAAGGAGUCCGAGACUGUAUUUAUACUCAACCUUGUUUCUCUGUCUUCCCCACACUCUCCAACUUCUCUCUCUCCUCCAUCUUCUACUACUUUUACAGCUGUUCUUCCUCCACAGUCUUCUCCACCUCCACCUCCACUGCCAUGCUCUAAGUCUUUGCAACAGAGGAAGAAAAGGACAAAAACCUCAAUCUGUUCACCAGCACCUUCUGCCACCUCUGUCUCUCCCCCAUCUCUUAUCCCCACAGAUCUCUCCCUUCCACAAUCUUGUCCUCCACCUGCUGCCUCUUCCAUCUCCCAGUCCUUGAGUCAGGAGGGGCCAAAUGUGAAGAAGAAAAGAAAGGGUUGCUGAAAAUGUAGUAGACAGAAGAUCUUCCUGUUUGAUAAAAUAACUGGGGAAAGAAUAAAUGAGGGAAAAGCAGAAUUGAAAGUCCACUGGUUGCCUUGCACUGUGUGCCUAGCACAACUACACAGUGGCAUGAGAAGAAACAAAUCAUCUGGUGAGGUGACCGUGAUUUUGCCAAGUAGGAUGUGAUCCUGGAUUAACACGCUUUGUUGGUCCUGGAUCAACAUUUCAAUCAACCAAUCACAACCCUCUGAUGUCAUCAGUGUGUGCCGACCCAACAUCGUCAAUCCAUUUUUGAAUCUUUCCCUCCUUUUUUCAUGCAGACAGACCCCAAAGAGAAAAAAUGCUGAAUUUAUGCAUGAACAUUCAUCAAACAUAUGAGGCUGCAAUUUGCAAAAUCUUUCAAGCUAAUGCUACUGAAAUGGAGGUCAAGGGGACUAUGAAGAGGUGGCUCCAGCUGGCAGAUCACAAGGGAGGACUCCAGGAGACAGACACACUCUUAAUCAGCUGAUCCAAUUGGUAUCCAGACCAGACGGUGGACCUGCACCCAGGAGCGACCACAACACAUCCCUGACUGUCAGCGGAGACCCCUGUGAAGAUCCCUGUGAAGACCUCAUUGAUGGCCCCAGCACAGAUCCUCAGCAAAGACUACGAGAACCAGACUGCACAGACCCUUUUUACCAGCUUCACCUGCUAGCAUGAUAUUACGUCAUGCAGAAAUCAGUCCCUCCCACUGCAAUCACAUCAUCAGUGAAGCUCCUCCCACUAUAAGCACAUCAUCAGUGAAGCUCCUCCCACUGUAAUCACAUCAUCAGUGAAGCUCCUCCCACUGUAAUCACAUCAUCAGUGAAGCUCCUCCCACUGUAAUCAAGUCAUCAGUGAAGCUCCUCCCUCUGCAGUUCCCCAAUAAAUGCUGUAAUAUUCCCAUCAGUUUACGUGAAGACGAGCCUCAAAGCAUCAGGAAGAGCUGAAAUCUGGAAAGACCCUGCAGAAUGAAACACACCGAAGAACAAACAGCACUGAUGGAAGAGGACGAGGAGAGUGAAGAACUGAGUGAAGUGGAGGAGGAACAUCAUGACAAACCUGGAGAAAAACCUUUGAGUCACUCAAAGACUAAAAAUACCUUUUUAAAGAAAAGAAGAUGCAAGAAAACUUUAACCUGUAAUCAGUGUAGAAUGAGUUUCUCAAGGAAAUAUAAUCUUGAGCUUCACAUGAGAGUUCACACUGGAGAGAAGCCGUUCACAUGUGAUCAAUGCGGGAAGAGCUUCACACAAUCAGCAAACCUUAGGGUACACAUAAGAAUUCACACCGGAGAGAAGCCGCACAUGUGUGUUCAAUGCGGGAAUAGCUUCAGAGAAAAAACAGACCUUAAGAAGCACAUGAGGAUCCACACUGGAGAGAAGCCUUAUGCAUGUUAUCAAUGUGAGAAGAGUUUCUCACGUGAACCAAGUCUUAAGCUUCACAUGAGAGUACACACUGGAGAAAAGCCUUUCACCUGCGAAAAGUGUGGGAAGAGUUUCACACAAAAAAUACAUCUUAGGCAGCACAUGAUGAUCCACACCGGAGAGAAGCCGUUCAUGUGUGAUCAGUGUGAAAAGACAUUCUCAAACAAACGAAGCCUUGAGCAUCACUUGACAGCUCAUACAGGACUGAAGCCGUUCAAGUGUGAUCAGUGUGGAAAGAGUUUUGUGGACUCUUCAAAACAUAAAAGACACAUGAAAAUCCACACCGGAGAGAAACCGUUCACAUGUGAUCAGUGCGGGAAUAGCUUCAAAGAAAAAACACACCUUAAGAACCACAUGAGGAUCCACACUGGAGAGAAGCCUUAUGCAUGUGAUCAAUGUGGGAAGAGUUUCACAGAUUCAGCGUACCUUAAGAUUCACAUGAUGAUCCACACCGGAGAGAAGCCGUUCGCGUGUGAUCAGUGUGAAAAGAGAUUCUCAAUUAAAACUAGACUUCAAAUUCACAUGAGAAUCCACACCGGAGAGAAGCCAUAUGCAUGUGAUCAAUGUGGGAAGAGAUUCAGAAUCAAAGCAAGUCUUGAUCUUCACAUGAGGAUCCACACCGGAGAGAAGCCGUUCAUGUGUGAACAGUGUGAAAAGAGAUUCUCAAUUAAAAAAAAUCUUAAAUCACACAUGAGAAUCCACACCGGAGAGAAGCCGUUCACAUGUGAUCAGUGCAACAAAACAUUUUUCUUGGCAUCAAACCUGAAGAAACACCUGACCAUUCAUAAGAAGGAGAAGCCAUAUUCAUGUUCUGAAUGUGGAAAGAGUUUUUCUCUGCUGCAAAGUUUACAUAGACAUGAGAAAAUUCAUACUGGUGUGAGAGAUUAUAUGUGCUUUGAGUGUGACAAGACUUUUAUUUCAGUGAGCCAUUUAAAACUGCAUGAGAGGGUGCACACUGGAGAAAAACCUUGCAAGUGUUCACACUGUGACAAGAGAUUCAGUUGGCCAACAACUCUGAAAAAACAUGAGAUGAUCCACAGCAGAGAGAAGCCGCACACGUGUGAUCAGUGCUGAACCAGUUUUGCUUGUAAAAGUCACCUGAAGAUACACAUGAAGAUCCAUGCAGUGGAGAAACCCAACAGUCAUGAUGAGCGAGAGGCUGUUGGUUGAUUGAUAUCUGUUAAGUCUUGUUCACACCAACAUGACUGUUCGUAACAAGAAUUCAGUCCAAUUUUCACAUGAGAUUUGUCUGGUCAGACCAAUGCAAAAAACAACAGUAAAUGCACAUUCACUCUCUGACAGUUGGUAGCGCUCAUGGAAAACUUUCUGUUUCUGACUCCUUUUUAAGAAGAAAAACAACAAACAGUAUCUUCAUGUCUUCAAACAGCUGUUCAUGUUUUUGUAUUUGCUUUGGUGCUUAUCAAGAAUACAGAUAUGAGAGAUGCUUUACAGAUAUACAAGGGUCCACAUACAGUGUGCCCAAAACUAUUUUCAUCACCAGAAUACUUGUAUGUACUAGGGCUGCAGGAUAUUGGGAAAAACUCACAUUGCGAUAUUUUGUUUUUCUGCUAUAUAUAUUGCGAUAUAAAAAAAAAAAAAAUUUUGAGUGAUUUUGUAGGUGAGUAAAUCAACAUUACAAAAAUAGAUUAAUAUAGUAGAACAAAGAUACAAAUGAAAAAAUUAAAACGAAAUAAAUGAAAUAUUCUUUAAUGAAUUUGUCACAUUAUAAUGGUCAGGGGAUGGCACUAUAUUGUCUUAAACAGCGUUGAUAUUACAAAAAAAAUAUAUAUAUAUAUAUAUGUGUGACCCUGGACCAAAAAAACAGUCUUAAGUCGCUGGGGUAUAUUUGUAGCAAUAGCCAAAAAUACAUUUUAUGGGUCAAAAUUACUGAUUUUUCUUUUAUGCCAAAAAUCAUUAGGAUAUUAAGUAAAGAUCAUGUUCCAUUAAUAUAUUUUGUAAAUUUCUUACCGUAAAUGUAUCAAAACGUAAUUUUUGAUUAGUAAUAUGCAUUGCUAAGAACUUCAUUUGGACAACUUUAAAGGUGAUUUUCUCAAUAUUUUGAUUUUUUUGCACCCUCAGAUUCCAGAUUUUCAAAUAGUUGUAUCUCAGCCAAAUAUCGUCAGAUCCUAACAAAGCUUAUUUAUUCAGCUUUCAGAUGAUCCAUAAAUCUCAAUUUUGAAAAAUUGACACAUAUAUAUAUAUAUAUACAUACGAAUGUAAACUAAUUUAUUUGUUUAUCAUCGCAGUGAUCGUUUGCCAAGAGUUUCCGCACAAGUCUUAUUUUUGCUGUGCUGCACAUGCUGAAUUAAAGUGACAGCGCAUUGCUCAUGGUAAAAAUGAACAUGGAUUGAUACGAAAGGUGUUAAUUACACCAUAAAUGCAAAUAAGUCUGUUUUUUACAGUUAACAUGGCUUUUUAGCUAUUGGAGUAAAGCAAGGAAAAAGUACCCUUUUAAAAAAAUAGCCUAUGGCAACAUAGAUGGCACUCGUUUAGAAAAACAAAGUUCUUUAUGACCAGCAGGAUUGUAUGUAAUGCAAAAGAAAAUGCAUGAGACGAUCAUCUAUUUAGAUGAUCAUCUAAAUAAUAUAUAAAUCAGAUUAAAGCACAAGUGAUUUUAAUAUCUUGAGCUUAAACGUGAGUCUGAAAGAUUGUAUUACUGUGUAAAAAGAUAAUCACUUUGCUUUAAAAAAACAUUUUUAGUAACAUUUGGAUCAUUUGAAAUCAAAAUAAUGGAGGUAAAUAGCCACGGAUCAUAGCUCACUACAAACAAAGCACAAUGAGCCCGUGCUGCUUCUGCACCACUGCAAAUGGAUCCUCGCUUAAUUUAGUUUUCUCUUUGCUGAUAUACUGCACUCAACUGCCAGGUACUUGAGCUUUAAGAAUCAGUGAAGACAUCAGCGAUUUUGGAGUCAACGUACAACGAGAGUCGAUUUCAGUGCUGGAGUCAACUCUAUAUUUCCCAUAUAGCCACAGUCUCUAUGUACAGGAGCAGGGUUGCCACGUGGUUACAAUGUGAUUCACAAUUGCAUUAUCUUUCCUGAAUUGGCUUCUAAUUGUUUCAUUAUGUAAUUGGCAUGAUACAACUUUACCUGACUAAUAAUAAAUUGUUAUAUUUGAUUUAUUCUGAUCUCUUCUGAAGUUAUUUUUUUCAAGUAGAUUAAUGUGUAGCGGUAUUUCCGCAAAUCUGCGUUCAGGACAGAUCACACCAAAGCACUA
Onychostoma macrolepis is the source of this 7662-nucleotide messenger RNA. Its product is annotated as gastrula zinc finger protein XlCGF57.1-like. NCBI's taxonomy places the organism in Eukaryota, Metazoa, Chordata, Actinopteri, Cypriniformes, Cyprinidae. Gene Ontology annotation, cellular component: nucleus. The record is from RefSeq and is a predicted model, not a curated record. The transcript is spliced from 9 exons. Gene Ontology annotation, biological process: regulation of transcription by RNA polymerase II. The coding region runs from base 3994 to 5520 and encodes 508 amino acids. Gene Ontology annotation, molecular function: RNA polymerase II cis-regulatory region sequence-specific DNA binding; DNA-binding transcription factor activity, RNA polymerase II-specific.